AUGACAGACCCAACUGACCAGCCACACCAAAUGCACCACAUCCAGCAUGCGGAUCUCAAAAGCUUCGUGCAACAAAUCCUCAUCGCAAACGGCACAUCACCCAGCGACGCAGAGGUUGUCGCAAAAUGCCUCGUAGCAGCCGACCUACGAGGAGUAGACACACACGGAAGCAAUCGCAUCCCAUCAUACAUGAAGCGGAUCCGCCAAAAAGUCCUGAACCCAUCCGCAAGACCAACAAUCAACCAAGUGACACCAGCAGUAGCGCAAGUGGACGCACACAACGGCUUCGGCUUUGUAGCCGCACACGCGGGCAUGAAACGAGCCAUUGAAAUGGCCCAAAUCUACGGAAUCGGCAUGGUUUCCAUCAAACACUCGAACCACUUCGGCAUGUCAGCUUGGCUAGUCCAACAAGCCCUGGAAGCAGACAUGAUGUCACUGGUAUUCACGAACAGUUCGCCAGCACUACCAGUCUGGGGCGGGAGAGAGAAACUAAUGGGCGUUUCACCCAUCGCAUGUGGUGCACCAUCUGGGAAUGAUGCCCGGCCAUUUAUCCUCGAUAUGGCGCCGUCAAUUGCAGCCCGGGGGAAGAUCUACAAGGCUCUCCGGCGGGGCGAGAAGAUUCCUACAGAUUGGGCGCUUGAUGGGGAGGGACGUCAGACUGAUGACCCGGCGAGUGCAUUGCAAGGUGUUAUGCUACCAAUGGGCGGGCCGAAGGGGUCUGCGUUAUCUGUUAUGAUGGAUGUGUUUUCGGGUGUAUUGUCUGGAUCAGCUUUUGCGGGAGGAGUCACGAAUCCGUAUGAUCCUUCUAAGCCGGCGGAUGUGGGACAUUUCUUGGUUGCUAUUAAGCCUGAUUUGUUUAUGACUAUUGAGGAGUUUAAGGGGAGGAUGGAUUAUUUGUAUCAGCGGGUUGUUGAGUCGGAGAGGAUGGCUGGUGUGGAUCGGAUUUAUUUCCCUGGGGAGAUUGAGAUGGUUACUGAAGAGCGGAGGUUGAUGGAGGGUAUUCCUUUUGCUGAGGCUGAGAUUGCUGAGUUGAAUAAGGAGGCGGAUUUGGCUGGGAUUGAGCAUUUGAGAGUGUGA
Messenger RNA from Penicillium antarcticum, 1077 nucleotides. RefSeq names its product Ldh family oxidoreductase. Bases 1 to 1077 code for a protein of 358 amino acids. The record is from RefSeq and is a predicted model, not a curated record. The transcript has a single exon. Gene Ontology annotation, molecular function: oxidoreductase activity. Lineage: Eukaryota; Fungi; Ascomycota; Eurotiomycetes; Eurotiales; Aspergillaceae.